CAGCCACUUACUCAGGAAAGUGCUAAGCACGCGUCAAUGGUAGCAGCCCAUCUCUCUCUCUCUCACUAUAGAAAGUGAAGGCAAAUUUGUGCCACCGUUUGAAUCGCUCCCUCUUUCUCUCUUUUCCUCAAUAAUAAUAAACUAACUUUCAUCUCUCUCUUCCAUCCCUAAUCUACCCCUGUACGUACCCCUUUCUUCUUCAUCAUCAUCAUCAUUUUCGUCAGAUUCCACUCCCUUUUCCUUUUCUCUUUAUUUUCCCUCUGAAAAUGACAACUCCUGCGUUGAAGAACAACUUCUUGCCACCGGGGCUGGUCUCCAAUCUUCAACAAGCCCUCUCUAACCGCAAGCCCGCCGAAGACGACGGUGCUUCGUCCAAACCCGAUAAAACUGAUGACGAUUCGGCUCAGCCCUCUUCUUCCGGGAAUGAGCCCGGCGAGAAUGAUGAGUCCAAGCCCAUCAUUUUGGUUACCAAUAGUGAUGGGAUUGAGUCGCCGGGCCUUUCUUAUUUGGUCGAUGCUCUCGUUCGUGAAGGCACUUACAAUGUCCACGUCCUUGCUCCUCAAUCGGACAAAUCUACAUCAGGGCAUUCAUUGUCGCUGAAGGAGACAGUUGAGGUGGCUUCUGUUGAGGUUAAAGGUGCCACUGCGUAUGAAAUUUCUGGAACUCCGGUUGAUUGUGUGUCGUUAGCACUAUCUGGUGCACUGUUUGCCUGGUCGAAGCCUCUGCUGGUAUUAAGUGGUAUUAACAAGGGUUCGAGCUGUGGCCACCAUAUGUAUUAUUCGAGUGUUGUUGCUGGAGCUAGAGAAGCACUAAUCAAUGGUGUUCCAUCAAUAUCAAUAUCGCUAAACUGGAAGAAGGAUGGAAGUGAGGAAAAUGACUUCAAGGAUGCUGUGACUGUGUCCUUACCCAUAAUAAAUGCAGCCAUAAGAGAUAUAGAGAAGGGGGUUUUCCCUAAAGGCUUCUCAUUGGAUGUAGAAGUUCCAACAUCACCCUUGGCAAACAAGGGCCUCAAGGUUACCAAGAGAAGCCUUUGGAGGUCCACCCUCAGCUGGCUUGCCAUCUCAGGCACCAGGCAUCAGUCUGCUGCACGUUUUACUGGCAGCCAGCCAGGCUUUGGCAUGCAGUUCGCGCAACUCAGCCGUGAUGCCUCUGCUGCUGGUGCUGCUCGCCGUUUGACUACUCAGAAGAACAAUAUUGAGGUUGUGGAAUCAGUUGGUGCUGCAGGGAAAUCUGAUUUUAAAAGGACUGUUAAGUAUUUCCGUGCAGAGAUGGUUGACAAGGAACAUGAAGCAGAGGACGAGGAUCUGGAUUUUAGAGCGCUUGAAAGUGGCUUUGUUUCACUUACUCCAUUCUCUCCAUCUCUGCAACUAAAUCCGGAGACUGAAACUGCUGCUUUAGACUGGAUUUCUUCUGCACUACUAGCCGGGCAAUAAGAACCCCUGCUGCAAGCAUAACGAGUAAUAUUGUACAUUUGAAAAGCCACAAGCUUAGUUGUCUCUGCCACAUGUAUUUUUCUAAGAACCAUGAGGCCGUAUUUAUUUAUUUUUUCCCCAAUUUCUCCCGCUACUUAGUUACAUUACAUCUCUUAUAAUGUGUUGCGAGGCAAAAUGCUUCCCCUAUUAAUUUAUGUUUUUGGCACUUUCUUGUUGUAGUAGGAUCACCCAUCUUUCUCCAGUUCCUUUGUAGUGAGACAGUAUGGGUUUUACCAUUGUAUUUCUUUCUUCCUCAGAUAUUUGUUUGGGUUGGAUGGAUGGAUUUGGUUUGUUGUAUUUCCUCCUCAUUAAAGGGACUGACUGAAAGAUUGGCUACUCUGCUUUCCCAGUUAAAA
Molecule: messenger RNA, 1828 nt
Organism: Sesamum indicum (sesame)
Lineage: Eukaryota; Viridiplantae; Streptophyta; Magnoliopsida; Lamiales; Pedaliaceae
Molecular function (GO): nucleotidase activity
Source: RefSeq, a predicted model, not a curated record